UUCGGCAAAAGUCGUGUUGAGUUCCGCGAAAGAAGGCCGAGGUGUCCUCUUUCCGCAACCCAGAUCAGAUCUGCAGCCAGUAACAGCUUUAGGACUCUACUCGCUUCUCGGCUCAGUUUAGACAAUGGAGACAUUUCUGUUCACAUCCGAAUCCGUGAACGAGGGCCACCCCGACAAGCUUUGCGACCAGAUCUCUGAUGCGGUGCUCGACGCCUGCCUUGCACAAGACCCUGACAGUAAGGUGGCAUGCGAGACCUGCACCAAGACCAACAUGGUUAUGGUGUUCGGGGAGAUCACAACCAAGGCGAACGUAGACUACGAGAAGAUUGUGCGUGACACCUGCCGUUCGAUUGGGUUCGUUUCUGAUGAUGUGGGUCUUGAUGCUGACAACUGCAAGGUCUUGGUCAACAUUGAGCAGCAGAGUCCAGAUAUUGCACAGGGCGUCCAUGGUCAUCUCACCAAGCGCCCCGAGGAGAUCGGUGCUGGUGACCAGGGCCACAUGUUUGGUUAUGCCACCGACGAGACCCCUGAGUUAAUGCCCCUUAGCCACGUUCUUGCCACCAAGCUGGGUGCCCGCCUCACCGAGGUGCGCAAGAACGGUACCUGCCCCUGGCUAAGACCCGAUGGUAAGACCCAGGUUACAGUUGAGUACCACAACGAUAAUGGUGCCAUGGUUCCCAUCCGCGUCCACACCGUCCUCAUCUCCACUCAACACGACGAGACCGUCACCAAUGAUGAGAUUGCAGCUGACCUCAAGGAGCACGUAAUUAAGCCAGUCAUUCCCGACAAGUACCUGGAUGAGAAGACCAUCUUCCACCUCAACCCAUCAGGACGAUUCGUUAUUGGUGGGCCCCAUGGUGAUGCUGGUCUCACCGGAAGGAAGAUCAUCAUUGACACCUAUGGUGGAUGGGGAGCACACGGUGGUGGUGCCUUCUCUGGCAAGGACCCAACCAAGGUGGACAGGAGUGGAGCUUACAUUGUGAGGCAGGCUGCCAAGAGUAUUGUGGCCAAUGGGCUUGCCAGGAGGUGCAUCGUGCAGGUGUCAUAUGCCAUUGGUGUUCCGGAGCCCUUGUCCGUCUUCGUUGAUACUUACGGAACUGGAAAGAUUCCUGACAAGGAGAUUCUUAACAUUGUGAAGGAGAACUUCGACUUCAGGCCUGGAAUGAUUGCCAUUAACCUGGACCUCAAGAGGGGUGGCAAUGGCAGGUUCUUGAAGACAGCGGCUUACGGUCACUUUGGAAGAGACGACCCUGACUUCACAUGGGAGGUGGUGAAGUCCCUCAAGUGGGAUAAGCCCCAAGCUUAAUGGUCCACAAUGUUUUUGUGCUCCUAUUCCUGGUUCCUGCCCUGUCUCUGUCCUCUCUUCUUGCGUCGUCUUACUAGGCCCCCACUCCAGUAAUCUUAUUUUGCUCCAUCCCCAUCAGCACCUGUGAUAAAUAAUUUACUUGGCUGCUCUCAAAUCUGUAGACCCAUGUUUUACUUUUACUGUGAUUGUGAGUUGCUCUGCUUUGUUUUUCCUUC
Molecule: messenger RNA, 1521 nt
Organism: Nelumbo nucifera (sacred lotus)
Lineage: Eukaryota; Viridiplantae; Streptophyta; Magnoliopsida; Proteales; Nelumbonaceae
Gene: SAM-2
Product: S-adenosylmethionine synthetase 2
Biological process (GO): S-adenosylmethionine biosynthetic process
Molecular function (GO): ATP binding; methionine adenosyltransferase activity
Source: RefSeq, a predicted model, not a curated record